Vollenhovia emeryi is the source of this 1641-nucleotide messenger RNA. RefSeq names its product phosphate carrier protein, mitochondrial (gene Mpcp1). Gene Ontology annotation, molecular function: phosphate transmembrane transporter activity. The record is from RefSeq and is a predicted model, not a curated record. Gene Ontology annotation, biological process: mitochondrial phosphate ion transmembrane transport. The transcript has 6 exons. Lineage: Eukaryota; Metazoa; Arthropoda; Insecta; Hymenoptera; Formicidae. Gene Ontology annotation, cellular component: mitochondrial inner membrane. The coding region runs from base 16 to 1251 and encodes 411 amino acids.
CUUUGAGCGCGCUGAAUGCGGUCAUUGUGUUCCCGCCUUUAUGGCUCUGCAUCCGCUAUUGCAUUAGUUGCGAGAGGCUUCCCCGCGGCAGCCACUGUCUACCUCUGUCACUCUUCCGCGGGUUUCCGGGUGACGAGGGUCGUCUGUCAUAGCAGGUGCGAACGCGAGAGCCGCGGGAACGCCACGAUGUUGUCCUGGAUGCAGGAGGCAGCGAAAAUGAAUCCGUUCUCGUCGCCGUUCACAACGGUCAAGUGCCAGGCGCUGGAGAACGACGCCCGUCCGCUCGUGCCGAGUCGCAACAUCGUUGCCGCCUCCGUCGAGGAGGGUGACAGCUGCGAGUUUGGGUCGAAUCACUAUUUCCUCCUAUGCGGUCUCGGAGGCAUUCUGUCCUGCGGCCUCACUCAUACCGGCAUCACGCCCUUAGAUCUAGUCAAAUGCCGAAUUCAAGUGGACCCGCAGAAAUACAAAUCGGUGUUCAGCGGAUUCCGAGUAACUUUGGCCGAGGAUGGCACUCGAGGAUUGGUGAGAGGCUGGGCGCCUACUUUCUUCGGCUACUCGAUCCAGGGAAUGUUCAAAUUUGGUCUUUAUGAGGUCUUCAAGGUUUACUAUUCGGCGCUGGCUGGCGAGGAGCUCUCUUACGAAUAUAGAACCAGUUUGUACUUGAUAUCGUCGGCUUCGGCAGAAUUCUUCGCGGAUAUCGGCCUGGCGCCGUUUGAAGCCGCCAAGGUCAAAAUCCAGACUAUGCCAGGGUACGCCAAUACUUUACGACAAGCGAUGCCAAAGAUGUAUGCGGACGAGGGUCUUAGCGGUUUCUACAAGGGUUUAGUGCCGCUGUGGCUGCGUCAGAUCCCAUAUACGAUGAUGAAAUUCGCUUGUUUCGAGCGCACCGUCGAGCUUCUGUACAAACACGUAGUCCCCAGGCCUAGAGCAGAGUGCAGUAAAUCUGAGCAACUGGUGGUCACGUUUGCGGCCGGAUACAUCGCCGGUGUAUUUUGCGCCAUUGUGUCUCAUCCUGCCGACACGGUGGUGUCAAAGUUGAAUCAAGAGAAGGGAUCAAGCGCGGGCGAAGUCCUGAAGAAGCUCGGCAUGGGCGGCGUGUGGAAGGGCCUGGGACCGAGGAUUGUCAUGAUCGGUACCUUGACUGCGGCACAGUGGUUCAUCUACGACGCCGUCAAGGUCUGGCUGCGCAUGCCACGUCCGCCACCGCCCGAGAUGCCGGAAUCUCUCAAGAAGAAGUACGGCGUGGCAUAAGUGUAGUUGUAUGACGGAUGCGUUCACGUCGCUGACCGGAUCGUCCUGCUCGAUCAUGGAUUUAGAUAAAGAAGCGUAUAAAAGCAAUUUCAAUUUCAGAUCUUUUCAUAUCGUGCAUUGUUGAACGAUGUGUCCUAUUUUAUUUUGGAAUAUUUAUUCUGCAACAUUAUAUACAUACAACAGCGUCAACGGGCAACACUGCCGCAAGAUUAGAGAAAAACAAUUGUGUCUUACAAAUAGGAGAUAUAGGAUGCUAAUUAUGCUGGCUCUUUAACUAUCAGAAGCACAGUAAAUUUAAUUCGUAACAGCUAUAGGAUUACCCAGAGUAACCGCAAGCUGUCACAUUGUACAUAGGGUGAUCGCUGUAAAUAAACAGGCCGAUUACUCAAG